GCUAGCAAUUUCACUUGGAAACAAAUUAUAUAUUUAAAACUUCUCUGAUCUUUAUUAUUAUGAUUCCCAUGAUGGAAAAGAAACAUCCAUGCAUAGUGAUGGUUCCUUCCCCUGGUCUCAGCCAUUUGAUUCCACUUGUUGAGUUUGCAAAGAUGCUUGUUCAUGAUGAUGAUGAGUUAAAUGUGAGGUUCAUAGUUCCAACACUUUCUUCUUCUUCUUCUUCUUCCAUGAAUUCCAUUCUUAACAACUCUGAUCUCCCACCAAACAUAACCUUCACUGUUCUUCCCCAAGUCAACGUUGAAGACCUUCCUGUGAAGUCUCAAACUUCAACUCAAAUACGCUUUGCAGUGAAGCAUUCUCUUCCACUCAUCCAUCAACAACUUACCUCAUUCAUGAGUUCCACUACUCAUCACAUAGUUGCUCUUGUCUUCAGCAUCUUUGCAACCGAUGUUCUUGAUCUUGCCAAGGAAUUCAAUCUCUUAACCUAUGUUUUCUUUGCCUCUGGAGCUUCAGUUCUAUCAUUCUGUCUUUAUCUUCCAUAUCUUGAUCAAACCGUUUUCUCUACUACUAAUAAUACUAUGUCCUUAAAAGAAACUGUGAAUUUCCCAGGUUGUGUUGUCCCUUUUCAGAUCAAGGAUCUCCCUGACCCAGUUCUUUAUGAGAGAUCAAGUGAAGUCUACAAAUCAUUUCUCAAUGUAUGCAGAACACACUCUCUGGUUGAUGGUGCCAUAGUGAACACCUUCACACAUUUGGAAUCAGAAGCCAUUGCAGCCAUACAACAACAAAGAGAAGCCAAUGAUAGAAACACUGAUAAAGUUCCUCCUUUUGUUUACCCAAUUGGACCAAUCAUUCAAAGUGAGACAAGUAAUGAGGUAAACAGGUUAGAGUGUUUAACAUGGUUGGAUAAUCAGCCACCAAGAUCAGUGUUGUUUAUCUGUUUUGGAAGUGGUGGAACAUUUUCUCAAGAGCAACUCAAUGAGAUUGCAUUUGGGUUGGAAAUGAGUGGACACAAGUUCUUGUGGGUUGUGAGAGCUCCAAAUGAAUAUGGUGGAGGUGCUUAUCUUGAUGAACAAAAAGAGGAUCCAUUACACCAUUUACCAUCAGGUUUUGUAGACAGAACCAAAGGAGAAGGCUUGGUGGUUCCAUCAUGGGCCCCACAAGUUGAGAUCCUUGGUCAUGGAUCCACAAGUGCUUUCUUGAGUCAUUGCGGUUGGAACUCAAUUCUAGAGAGUGUUGUCCAUGGUGUUCCCAUGAUUGCAUGGCCAUUGUUUGCUGAGCAGAGAAUGAAUGCAGUGUUGCUCAAAGAGGUGCUUAAAGUGGCACUCAUGCCAGAGAAGGUUGUUGAUAAUGAUGGAGAUGGGAUAGUGAAAAGAGAGGAAAUUGCAAGAGUUAUAAAGAGAAUGAUGGAGGAGAAUGAAGAAGGUUUGAAAAUUAGAAAGAGAAUCAAACACUUGAGUGAUGCUGCUGCUGCUGCACUCACUCAAAAUGGUUCAUCUACUAAGGCAUUCUCUACUCUUAAACAGAAAUGGAAAAUUGUUUAAUGACAUUUAUGUGGUGUAAUAUUAUUCUAUAAAUGAAUAAUGUAUGUAACUUGUCAAAACAACCAAGUUUAGGAUCCUUAUUUUUUUUUAUUAUUUAGUACUACUUAUAAAAAUAUUUUGUUUAAUAAGAAUG
Molecule: messenger RNA, 1674 nt
Organism: Arachis duranensis
Lineage: Eukaryota; Viridiplantae; Streptophyta; Magnoliopsida; Fabales; Fabaceae
Product: hydroquinone glucosyltransferase
Exons: 1
Coding region: 60-1541 (493 amino acids)
Molecular function (GO): calcium ion binding; UDP-glycosyltransferase activity
Source: RefSeq, a predicted model, not a curated record